CACUGGAUUCCGAGUAGCAGUCAAUUUCUGCGGUGUACAAGCAAAUCAGAACAGCAGAAUGGUGGCUAAACAGAGGAUCCGCAUGGCAAAUGAGAAGCACAGUAAAAACAUCACACAGCGAGGGAAUGUUCCUAAAAGUUCAAGAAAGCCGCACCGAGGGCACAGGAUACAAUAGCCGACACCAGCAGACUUCCAGAAAUCAACACCAGAUGAAAAAUCAUCAGUUGGUCCCUGGCUAUUGGCACUUUUCAUUUUUGUUGUUUGUGGAUCAGCUAUCUUCCAGAUUAUCCAGAGUAUCCGAAUGGGCAUGUGAGAUGGACAAAAUUAAACUUCUGUACCUUCUAAGUGUCUUGCUGUUAAUUCCAGCUGUGAGUCUGACCAUUCCAACCCAUCUGUCUUCUAAACAAUGGAUUUUACAGGAUUAUCUUUCUGUAAUUGCUUUUGAGAAACAAUUCCAUGGUGUUGCUAAAAGUCCAGUUCAUUCCUUCAUGUCUCCUGAAGGCAAGGGUACAGUAAAAGCCAUCCAGCAAUUUGAUUUUGUAUUUUAAUCAGGGAAACAGUUUGUAAGUUCAUAUUUAAUGUGAAUAUUUUAGCAUUAUAUAUAGUAAGUGUGUAGAUUGUGAGAACCCUAUUUGUGCAUUCAGAAUUUUGUUCCCAUUUUUUCACAACCAUCAAAAUUGUAGAGAAGAUGGAUCUGCUGCCUGCCCCCUUUUGAGAUACAAAAUGUGCAUCUUUCUAAAUUAAAUUUAUAAUUCCAGAAAAGUGCCUUUUUUUGUAUAUUAAAACAUACAACCAUUUUAAGACUUGGAUGGGAAUGAUUUUUGAAGGUUAAUUGAUUUUUGGUACUUUUCAUUUGAAACGAGUGAUCUUUCUAAAGUCUUUUCGUAUCUGGAACAAAUUGUGGUCAGACUUUUUGGGGGGAAGGGAGUGACGAGUUUAAGUUUUAAUUGAACCGAGGUAUCCGGGGAUUGAAGUACCUCUAUGCUUUGAUCUAGAACUUCUCCCAUCCAUGUUGGGCAAGCACGGCUGGUUCAAAGUUGUUCAUAAGGCAGUUUCUUCUCUGUGGUAAUUGAAACAAUCAAAAUACAAUAUGCUUCUUCAUUGUCAACACUAUGGUCUGGAACUAUUGUCAAUCAUGGCAUGAUGACGUUGCCAUAUUUCUUGGCCACCUUUUGCUGCUUUGUCUUAUCAGGGCCAAUCGAUUUGUGUUUGAUUGUAAGCAACUGCAGCAUUUGUCACCCAAAUAAAUAUAUUUUUGCUUGA
Molecule: messenger RNA, 1263 nt
Organism: Hypanus sabinus (Atlantic stingray)
Lineage: Eukaryota; Metazoa; Chordata; Chondrichthyes; Myliobatiformes; Dasyatidae
Gene: serp1
Product: stress-associated endoplasmic reticulum protein 1
Exons: 5
Coding region: 90-548 (152 amino acids)
Biological process (GO): endoplasmic reticulum unfolded protein response
Cellular component (GO): endoplasmic reticulum
Source: RefSeq, a predicted model, not a curated record